Molecule: messenger RNA, 348 nt
Organism: Cotesia congregata
Lineage: Eukaryota; Metazoa; Arthropoda; Insecta; Hymenoptera; Braconidae
Source: the annotation of a GenBank genome assembly
AUGAAUUACGGAAUUGAUUGGGAAGCUGAGCAACGUCAAACGUUGCUAGGAACUCGUGCAACUCUUGAUAGAGCAGCUCAAUCAGUGGCACGUUCUCAAACAGUUGCUGCUGAAACAGAGCAAAUUGGUCAAGAAGUAAUUGCUGAACUAGGUGUACAAAGAGAGACGUUAAUACGUACAAGAAGGAGAUUAUCUGAAACAGAUCAGGAAUUAGCUACUUCAAGAAAAAUAAUGCGAUUAAUUGGUCGAAGAGUUUUGACUAAUAAAAUUGUAUUAAUUUUGAUAAUAAUAUUAGAGGCUGCUAUACUUGGCUUAACUAUUUAUCUAAAAUUUUUUAGCAAAAAAUAA